Molecule: messenger RNA, 927 nt
Organism: Penicillium paradoxum
Lineage: Eukaryota; Fungi; Ascomycota; Eurotiomycetes; Eurotiales; Aspergillaceae
Product: SMP-30/gluconolactonase/LRE family protein
Exons: 4
Coding region: 1-927 (308 amino acids)
Biological process (GO): L-ascorbic acid biosynthetic process
Molecular function (GO): gluconolactonase activity; calcium ion binding
Source: RefSeq, a predicted model, not a curated record
AUGUCUGAAAUUCAGAGGUGGACGGUCAAUGAGCCGUACCUUGACAUCCCGGGCACAUUGCUCGAAGGUCCCUUUCACGAUGUCGCCAAGAAUGAAUUCCGUUUCGUCGACAUCUGGGACCAGAAACUCUAUCGUCUCGAUCUGAGCAAAGGACCCGAGUCGUUGACGGUCAUUGAUACCGAAGCGUCGGUUGGCGUGACCGCCAAUGUGGCCGGGUCUGACAAGGAUCAGCUGAUUGUUGGGGCCAAAUUAGGAUUCGCCCGGCUGAACCAGACUACCGGGAAACUGUCCUAUAUCUCGCAGGUGUGGACUGAGGAAGAUGAAGGCAAAGCGGCAAGGAUGCGUUUCAACGACGGCGCAAUCGACAGUCACGGCCGGUUCUGGGCCGGGGCGAUGAACGACCCCAAGGUCCAAAAACCCCAAGCAGAGGGUGUCCUGUUCAGACUGGACCCUGAUCAGAGUGUGCAUCGUAUGCUCGCACCGGUGACGAUCCCCAACGGGAUCGGAUGGAAUUUGACAGAUGACGUGAUGUACCUGACGGAUUCGCCGACGGGCAAGAUCUUUGCCUUCGAUUUCGAUGCGUCCAGUGGCGCUAUUAGCAACCGGCGCGUACACUUCGAUAUCGGUGAGGCACUGGAGCCUGAUGGCUUCGCUAUUGAUGUUGAGGGCUGCAUCUGGAGCGCUGUCUACGGUGGCGGAAAGGUGCUGCGCAUCUCCCCGGCCGGAAAGGUUAUCGGUCAGAUCGACCUCCCGACACGAAACGUGACCUGUCCAGCCUUUGUCGGUACUGAGUUGUUCAUCACCACUGCCAAGGAUGAUCGUGAUGAUGACCAGCUGCCGCAGUCGGUCAGGUAUGGGGGACGAGUUUACAGAGUUGAUGUUGGGGUCCGCGGCAUGCCUAAGAACGAGUUCAGGUUUCAGGACUAG